AUGGCAACUAUAAUCAUUCUAUUCAAGAAUCCGGAAAAUCAGAGAAUUCCAGAAGGGUCUCUGAUAGCUAAUCUCCAACGACUGAACAUUGCCAACCUCCUCAUAUUCACCGGAAGCAUUGUGUGCUUUCUACUAGCCCUUCAAUGGGGUGGAACGACGUAUAGUUGGAAUAGUGGAAGAGUGAUUGCCCUUCUGGUAGCCGCUGGUGUCAGCUUUGCCUUUUUUCUUGCUAUCGAAGUACUUCGGAAGGGCCGCGCCACUAUUCCCAGCUCUGUAAUACUCAACAGGACUGCGGGACUGUGCCUUGUCUACGCCUUCUGCACGUCCUCAGCCUUCGCUGUUAUGGAUUACUUGUUGCCUAUUUGGUUCCAAGCAAUCAAGGGCGCCUCAGCAGCUCAAUCCGGGCUAAUGCUUCUCCCGUCGGUCAUUGGGCUCUCAGUUGCGGCCAUAAGCUCUGGCUUUAUCGUCUCCUUUGUUGGGUAUUACACACCACUUAUGCUUCUUGGAUCCACGAUGAUGGCCAUUGGGUUCGGGUUUCUAACAACUUUUACGCCAACCACCGGGCGUGCGGCAUGGAUUGGAUGGCAAGCCAUGUUUAGUUUCGGUAUCGGAUUGGCGUUUCCUCAGCCAUGGUCGGCUCCCCAGACGGUGCUUGCGGCGGAGGACAUUCCUGCUGCAAUGGCAGCUGUCGGGUUCGCAAUAAGCAUUGGAGCCGCUCUUUUCAUCUCCAUAUCGCAAAACAUUUUCACAAACCUCCUCCGAAAUGGUUUAUCCGACGUUCCCGGCAUUGAGGUGAACGAGAUUGUUAAUCAGGGGGCGACAAACUUGCUCCAGACCGUACCCAUAUCUGAGAGGGAACAGGUGGUACACAUCUAUAACUCUGCGAUCACAACCACAUUCUGGGCAUGUGUGGCUGUGGUCUGUUUGGGUAUGUUGGCCGCACUAAGCAUGGAGUGGAAGUCUGUGAAAGAUGCGAAGCGAGAUGCGAAGAGCGAGAAAUAA
Messenger RNA from Neoarthrinium moseri, 1002 nucleotides. RefSeq lists its product as uncharacterized. Gene Ontology annotation, biological process: transmembrane transport. Gene Ontology annotation, molecular function: transmembrane transporter activity. The coding region runs from base 1 to 1002 and encodes 333 amino acids. The transcript is spliced from 2 exons. The record is from RefSeq and is a predicted model, not a curated record. Lineage: Eukaryota; Fungi; Ascomycota; Sordariomycetes; Amphisphaeriales; Apiosporaceae.